CGUGCCGUUCUCUCACGCUCUCCAAAACCCUAAUCAUAUUCUUUGUUCCACCGUUUCACAUUACUGGAAUUUCAGGCAUCAAGUAUGCGUUUGACAAUUGAAUUCGGGGGCGGCCUAGAGCUCCUGUUUCAGUCUGUCAAGAUACAUCAGGUGGAUGUUCCAACAAAGACCAAGGGUGGGCAGCUAACAAUGAAGGACUUACUAACAUGGGUUAGUGACAAUUUGCUCAAGGAAAGGCCUGAAAUGUUCAUCAAAGGAGAGACUGUGAGACCAGGUAUCCUAGUUCUGAUUAACGAUUGUGAUUGGGAACUAUGUGGGCAACUUGAUGCAACUUUGGAAGAAAAGGAUGCCAUAAUUUUUAUAUCAACGUUACAUGGCGGCUAAAUCAACCAAAAUCGUCUUUAUCCAGCUGGAAACUAUCUCUGUCUUCAAAUGUAUACUAUUUUGUUUUAGAUGAGGAUAUAUUAUUGUAUAUUAUUGGUGGGUUCUAUUAGAGCUCUGAAAGCAGCUUUGGUAGGCGUGGCUACGUAGAUUGGUUGUAUGAGCGUAGCUGAAUCAUUUGGAGACUCUAGUACAUGCUCUUCCUUUGAUUUCUGGGCCAUCAUUACCAGGAGUGCUUAGAAAAUACCUACCAAAGGAAUUGGCAUUUUUCAAGUGCAAUACACAUAUUUCGUUUGGAGUGGAACACUUGCUUGUUGAUAGCUAAACUUCAUCUAAGCUCAUACUUUUCCUUUGAAGGCUGUUUCUUUGUAUUGACAAUACGGUGUGCAUAUUUAAUGUGUAGUCCUGAGUAAUUUGCAUUUCCAUAUUAA
Amborella trichopoda is the source of this 812-nucleotide messenger RNA. Its product is annotated as ubiquitin-related modifier 1 homolog 2. NCBI's taxonomy places the organism in Eukaryota, Viridiplantae, Streptophyta, Magnoliopsida, Amborellales, Amborellaceae. Gene Ontology annotation, cellular component: cytoplasm. The record is from RefSeq and is a predicted model, not a curated record. Gene Ontology annotation, biological process: tRNA thio-modification.